UUUACUUUUUAAUUUUUUUAAAGGCAUAAAACUGGACUUAAAGAACUAGAAAUGCUUAGACGAUUAAAUGAUGCAGAUCCUGAUGAUAAAUUUCAUUGCUUACGAUUAUUCAGGCAUUUUUUUCAUAAACAACAUUUAUGCUUAGUGUUUGAACCAUUAAGUAUGAAUCUUAGGGAAGUUUUGAAGAAAUAUGGAAAAGAUGUUGGAUUACAUAUCAAAGCUGUCCGAUCUUAUAGUCAGCAACUAUUUUUAGCACUAAAACUUAUGAAAAGAUGCAAUAUUUUGCAUGCAGAUAUUAAGCCAGAUAAUAUUCUAGUUAAUGAAAGUAAAUUAGUACUGAAAUUAUGUGAUUUUGGUUCUGCUUCACACGUAGCAGAAAAUGAUAUAACACCUUAUCUUGUCAGCCGUUUUUACAGAGCUCCCGAAAUUAUUCUUGGAUUAGGAUAUGAUUUUGGAAUUGAUAUGUGGAGCGUUGGAUGUACGUUGUAUGAAUUAUACACAGGAAAAAUUAUGUUUGCUGGAAAAUCGAAUAAUCAAAUGUUAAAAUUUUUCAUGGAUUUAAAAGGAAAAUUUCCAAACAAAUUAAUACGAAAAGGUGCUUUUAGAGAACAACAUUUCGACAGUAAUUGUAACUUCUUAUCUCAUGAAGUUGAUAAAGUUACAGAAAGGGAGAAAGUUGUGGUUUUAACAAAUAUUAAUGCCAGCAGAGAUUUACAAGCUGAAUUAAUCGGUAGUCAGCGUUUACCGGAUGACCAGUAUCGGAAAGUUUGCCAGUUGAAAGAUCUUCUGGAAAAAAUACUAAUGCUAGAUACAGCAAAGAGAGUAUCAAUUAAUCAUGCUUUGACCCAUCCAUUUAUACAAGAAAAAAUAUAAGAUCUAACAAUAAAGAUGAAAAUGAAUUAAACAAAAGUGCAUUGCAUGUUAACGACAUCUGAAGAACUGAUUUGAAGAAUAAAUCACCUAUCCAUCAAAUACCAAGGACUUUUUGUGUAAUAGUCCCUAAUAAUUAUGCAUGAAGAUCAUGUGUGUAUUUUGAAGAGAUGAUUUUCAAAGCUGUGCGUAUAUACAAAUUGCAUGUUUAAAUACAUGCAUACAUUUAUAUAUUUAUAUGUUAUAUAUAUUCAGCCCUUAGCAUUAUAUAAUAUAAUGCCAAUUUAAUGUGUUUCGAUUUCACGACGUCGAAGUUUAUAUAUAAAUGUCCUGAUAAAUUGUAGAAUCAUAAAAGUUUUGAAUGUUUAAGAUAAUUUGUACAAAACUCCUCAUCUGUACAAGAGAUAGACAUUAAUGUACCGAGAACUGUCGAGAGUCAUUUUAAUGCCAUUCAUUUGUUUAGAAUGCAUCAUUGUCAUCAUCAUAGAUGUCAUCUUUCGUCCCUUACCAAACAAUGUUAAUAUUUGUGAAUCUUAUCAAUUAAUGACAGUGAAUGGAUUUUAUGCAAGCGAAUAGAUUUUUAGUAUUAAGCAUCCAUCCAUAGAGAAAUUAUGUAUCGGUUCUUUUUUUCAUUCAAAAGUAUUUAUAUUUGUGAAUAUGGGAGAUAAGUACGACACAGAAAAAGUAAUGGGUAAUUUUUCCUUUUAAGUUUGUUAGCGGUUGCUUACCCGGCGACUGAUCUUAAAAAUAUUGUGAAAUUGUCUAUUUAGAGAACAAUCAUCAUUAUUGUGUAUUUGAAGAUCAGUAGAGACAUUGUACAAUUUACAUCUGAUGUCACAUGUAAUUAUUGUCUGAUUACUUAUGCUUUUUUGUUACCCAUGUAGGUGUUAGAGGCCUGACGAGGUACUGAAUAAACAUCGCUCAAGCGAAAGCAGUAA
This is a messenger RNA of Centruroides sculpturatus (bark scorpion), 1808 nucleotides long. Its product is annotated as serine/threonine-protein kinase PRP4 homolog. The record is from RefSeq and is a predicted model, not a curated record. Bases 52 to 873 code for a protein of 273 amino acids. NCBI's taxonomy places the organism in Eukaryota, Metazoa, Arthropoda, Arachnida, Scorpiones, Buthidae. Gene Ontology annotation, biological process: peptidyl-serine phosphorylation; peptidyl-threonine phosphorylation; mRNA cis splicing, via spliceosome. Gene Ontology annotation, molecular function: protein serine/threonine kinase activity; ATP binding. The transcript is spliced from 7 exons.